Gigantopelta aegis is the source of this 3577-nucleotide messenger RNA. RefSeq lists its product as uncharacterized. The coding region runs from base 203 to 2743 and encodes 846 amino acids. The record is from RefSeq and is a predicted model, not a curated record. The transcript has 3 exons. Lineage: Eukaryota; Metazoa; Mollusca; Gastropoda; Neomphalida; Peltospiridae.
AGAAUUACCAUAACAGGUUUAUUGUGGUUUCAGUCUGUAAUUCAUACGACCCUUGUUAGAAUGCUUUCCCUUGGUAAAAGAAACAAUCAUCCAAUGUUGUGUGCAAUUUACCUACGCUACUUUUAGAUUUGUUUUGUUUUUAAUCAUUGAAAUAUAUACUAGCGCUGACGCUGUGUUGUGAUUUUGAUAACAUUUGUUACUGAUGGAUCGACAAAGAUUGUUUAAAACGGAGCCAUCUGUGUGUCCACCUCAACCACAGGAUGGAUACUUUCUGUCCCACAGUCCGUUUCAGGUGGUCCCAUCCACGCCAAAUGGAGCUGCCCAGUACCCACCCUUGCAAGUUCAGAACCAUCCUGCAACACUGCCUGUCCAAAGCCAUCAAAUUGGACAGCCUGCUCAGAGUCCGUACAUGGUUGUAGACAAUCUCCAGGUCCGUCAUCCUUGUGCAUUGAUAGUUAAAGAAGCAGGUGCUGUGAAUCCAAACUCCACUUUAUCCCUCUCUGCUAGUGAAUUGGACACAAAAACACAGGCAGGGUAUACACCGAUGCAUGUCCCCAGCUCUUCCAACUCUUCUGGCAGUGAAUUGGGCCGAAUUGUGCGGCCAUUGACUCCAACACAACAGUGCAGGAUUCAGGAUAAUGACAUGGAUCACAUAGGACAUAUGUUGAUGGAAGUUAAUGCAAAGGAUGAAGUGGAAAGUGGAAGCGUGUGUGCUCUUUCGGCGAAGACAUUAUACCUAUCUAACUCUGGAGCAGUCAUUUCUACCAUUGAUCUUCCGUACUAUUGGUGUAAUUUCUGUACCUUCAAAACAGAACAGAAAAUCGUCUUGUUGAAACAUACAAUGAGCCACCGCUUUUGGUGUAAGUGGUGCCGGUACCAGUCCUAUAAUCGUGCAGACGUGAUACGUCACUGCAUUUCCAUACACCCGCAACUUUCUGAGAAUGAUUUCAAAUUCUGUGUUCUGCUGCCAGAUUUCCUUCAUUCCAAAUUGGUUCCGGACGAAAAAGAUGAUGGAGACAAGAAAGAAGACAGCACUGUGAAUGUGGUCCACAGCGAGACGGCCCCUGCAGCUUGUGAAGUUGGUGAAGAAGAGGAAGACAAUACUGAGGCUUCUAGUCCAACAAACACUGUAUCAGAGUCCGUUACCAAUGAAGUCUGCGAACAGAGCAAAAGGAAACACAGCGGUAAGUUUAAAAAAGGGCCGAAAAAGAGCAGCAAAAGAAAAGGUGUUGAUAACAGUGAGAAAUCGGAGACUGCGAAAAAGACUAAACAGGCUAAAGAGACUGAGAACAAUUUGACAGAUGAUUGUAAGCCAGAGAAGAGUUUUAGUGUGUGUUUCGAGUGCUGUGCCUGUCAUCUGAGGACACUGCAGAAAGAAAUCAUUGAACGUCAUCAGCAAGAAGUGAAUCACUAUGAAACUGACAGGACUACUGGCAAGAAGACCUACGUCUUGAAGAUUAUUAGCACUGCAGAUAAGUUGAAACUGCACGCUAGUGACAGGAAGUGGCUGUCAGAACGAGAAGAAACUUCAGGUAGAACCAGACGUAGGUCAAAAGUAGAGGCUCUUCAAUUCAUCAAAAAUAAAGUCGAGGAUGAUGACAAUGACGCUGAAUGGGAUUUAGGGAAUGAAUUGGAUGAUGAUGAUGAUGAUGAUGAGGAUUAUGUUCCAACUAAAGGUAAAAAGAAGGGUAAAAAUUUGUGGAAGAAAAAUUCAACUCAAGGUGGUGAAUCUAAUGAAAAAUGCAUUGUUUCAAAUGUCGAUAUUGAAAUUGAUACAGCAGCAGAACCUUCCAGUGACACAGUUGUGCAGAGUUUUUCAGUUUCUUGUUUAAAUGUUGAAAAUACAGUGAAAAUCAGUCCAAAAAAAAUUGUUAGUAGAGACCUGUUUGAUAACAGUCUCAUUGUAGAGCCUCACCUUUUAAAGCCAGAGGUAAAACAAGAUAUGAGUCAUAUGAAAAAAGUGCUUUUUGCAGGUGAUAAAGUGAGAAUGCCAAUAUCUGCAGUAAGUACUAAUCCUGUACUAGCCACUCUUGUGUCAGCUACUACGUCUGCUCUAUCUGUACCAACAGCAUCUAACUUGAUCAAGCCACGCGCUGUUGCACCCAAGUCAGACUCUGCAGUAAUUAUUGUCAGUGCAGAAGCUCCUGUACCUGCGGUGCAAACUUCAGUAACUGUUCCAUUAACGGCUGGUGCAUCUAUCAUAAUUGAUGAUGCACCACCAAACCCACCAUCAUCCAAAGCUGGCUCAUCAAAUCCACCAUCUAAAUCACCAAAGCCUGCAUCUAAUUCAUCAAAGAUUGUCUCCAAAUCGUCAAACUCAUCUGUUGUACCAAAAACGUCAUCUGAAUCACCAGCAUCUGGUGAAAACUUGGGAUUAGAAGAAGAGGAGAAAUUAAACGAAACAAUUGUCAACAAAAAAGGAAUAUUCAAGUGUGCACAUUGCCGCGUUGUUGCUGACCGCAUAUUACAGAUUCGACUGCACAUUCUGGAAAAGCACAAGGAGAAUCCUCUGUACUGCUUAGACAUGGAAACCAUUGAUGGGGUGUCACCCAGAUACAUGCUGUUUUGUCACUUCAAGAACUGCAAGUUCUUCACCAGGAGCAGGGAUAACUUCCUCAAACACGUAGACAAAUGUAAAUUUGGCAAAGUGAACAAAUUGUCAAAGAGCGAGGAAACAUUCAAGGAGGUUAACUAUAACUUUGUCAAGUCAACAUAUCCUAAGUUGAUGAAAAUCACGAAGUAGAUCAAGCAGAAUGUGACAGAAUCUGUGGUGAAAUAUUCCACUGGCUGUGAUCUUGUGGCAUUAUUUUAACAAACAUACAUACUACCAACUCUCGGCUUGCUGAAUGAAUAUCCAUGGCCUUUGGCCUGCCAGUCUGAACUGUAAAUAUUGUUGACAUUUUAUAGUAUACAGUGUAUAUUCAUCUAAUAGUACAUGUAUAUUUCACAUGGUAUGUAUAAGGUUAUUGUUGAUUGAUAGUCUUUUAUUUUUCUAUUUUUAUACCCCUCUACGUAUAUAGUGGAAUAUUGGUACUAUUAUUGUGUUUAAGAUUUGUACAGUUGUGUUUUACAUGCUUAAAUAAUAUAAAUUAAUAAAUUUUAGUUGACUAGUACUACUUACUUUAGAUAUUUGCAUGCUUAAUCAUGUAGCUUAUUACAUCUUGUUAGUUAUCAUAGUUUAUAUAAUUAAAACAAAUUGGCAACAUUUCCCCGAGAACAGGCUCUUUUGUUACGUGCUGUGUACUGUGAGUUUGUUUGGUAAUAGGUACACACAUCGAACUAGUGAACAGUCAUUCAGUUUACUACAAAUGUAUGUAGAGUCAAGAAUGGUCCUUCACAGGCUUUGCCAGUGGAACUGCCAGUAAUGGGGUGGGAUGGUGGGUGGCAGGUAGACACCUUUCAAGGGUAAUGAGGGGGCAGGCAGUUAUUUUAAUGCAUCUUUCAACUUGGAGGGGGAGGGACGUAGCUCAGUGGUAAAGUGUUCGCUUGAUGCACAGUCGGUUAAGGAUCGAUCCCAAUCGGUGGCCCCAUUGGGCUAUUUCUCAUUCCAGCCAGUGCUCCACAACUGGUGUAACAA